CAUCCAGAAACAUGGCGACCGGAUUUUUACGAAUCCUUUUUCUGGUGCAUAUAUUAUCACUCAUAAGUGUUUCAGUGCAUUCUUUCAGACCAGGAUCGAGGUCAAAAACUCUAAAUUUUCCUCACCAAGAAAUCAAUGAUGGAAUAAAAAGGAUAAGGCGGAGUGUCCCCUCUGAAAAUGCAGCGUCUUCUUCGCGGUCGCGGACGGCGAGACAAGCGGAGAGCUCAGCCGACGAGUCCUCGGGACAUGGUAUUCAAGUCACGAAGUUUGACCUGAAUGACCCUCACCCGGAGCUUAUAGUUCAUUGGGCGGGUAAAGGCAGUGAUGUCAUACUGUGUCUCACCCGUGACAUCACGCAAACCACCCAUUCAGCCAGCUACGUUUAUAUCUCAGAAGACUACGGGGCAACUUUCACGAACAAGUCCAGUACAAUGUUCAACACUUCGCCUAAUCAAAGACCAGUCUACGAUCGAUUUUACAGUAGUAAGGCUGAUGAAAGGAGGUAUUUGUUCACCGAUGUGGUCAACUCACUGGUCACCACCACCGAGGACUUUGGCAAUUCAUUCAGCACCUUCGACGUCCCGUUCAAACCGACGUCCAUCUAUACCCAUGCCGUCAAUCCUGACAUCGUCCUCGGAAUGGAUGAGAAUGACAAUCUCAAAAGGCUUUAUAUCUCCAUGAAUUUUGGAGGCACUUGGGGUCUGGUUGAGCAAGAUGUCAAGAGCUUCAGUUGGGGUGUUGAGCCGUGGGACAGGACGGAUACCAUCUAUGUUGAGAGAUUGGAGGUUGAUGGAACAAGCUCUGUCAGUAAAUCAGAUGAUUUCUAUGAGUCCAGAGAGGUUGUCAUCACUGGUAUAAAGGACUUUGAGGUCAGGGAUGACUAUCUCUUUGCAACGCGAGAGAAAGCUGGCACAGAGGAUGAAUUGGAGCUUUUGGUAUCUCACGAUAGAGGUUCUUUCAGGACGGCCCAGUUUCCUUUUACUGUUCCAAACAGGGAGUUCUACAUUGCCGAUGCAUCCGAGGAACAGGUCUUUGUCUGCGUGCAUCACCAGAACCUUCAGACCAAUCUCUACAUCUCUGAGGCUCGGGGAGUAGAAUUCGCUCUCUCACUCAUGAACAUCUCCUACUACAACCCUGAAGGUGUGGGCAAAGACACCUGGCUAAGCCGGUAUGCCGACGAACCCUUUGCAGACUUCCACAAGGUGGACGGACUGCGUGGGAUCUAUGCAGCCAAUGUCCUCCUGAACACCGACUCCUCGUCCUCCUACACUGCCGAGAACAUGGCUACGUAUGGUACCUUUGAUAAGGGUGGAGAGUGGUUCCCGGUCCCUGCUCCUUUGAAUGAUGUUGAUGGCAAUCCAUACAACUGCAACCCCUGGGAAGGAUGUUCUUUACAUCUCUCUCAGAGGUUCAGUCAGUUAGCUCCAGGAUCUCGCACCAUCCCAAUCCUCUCCAAGUCCUCAGCUCCUGGUCUGAUCCUUGCUACGGGUAAGGUCGGCAAGACACUUCUUGGAAACGAAACAAUGGGAUUCAACGUCUACCUCUCAGCAACGGCUGGGGCUUCGUGGUACGAGGUGUUGCGUGGCAAUCAUUUCUUUGCAUUUGGAGACCAUGGGGGUGUGGUUACAGCUGUAGAACAGAGAGGAGAUACAAAUGCUGUCAAAUACAGCGUGAAUGAAGGAGAGACCUGGCAUUCCGAGGCGUUCUCAGAAUCUAAGAUCUAUGUUUAUGGAUUGAUGACCGAGCCAGGCGAACAGACUCUAACCUUCACAGUCUUUGGAUCCGAGACUGAAACACACUCUUGGCUUAUAGUACAAAUCAACUUCAGAAAUGUCUUCUCUACCGUCUGUGGGGACGAUGAUUACAAGCAAUGGUGGCCCGGUGAAGAGUUCCCUGAACAUAGCUGUCUAUUAGGUAGGAAGACCAUCUAUGAGAGGAGACGCGUUCAUUCGGACUGCUUCAAUGGACGGGACUACGACAGACCAAUCUCUUCCGUCAACUGCUCCUGUGAUAGGGAUGAUUUCGAGUGUGACUUUGGUUUCAUGGAGAAUGAGGGUAACAGUUAUAUCUGUGAGAAGGAUCCCGAGGACGAGAGGGAUCCUACCCUUCAACCAGACCCCUGCCCAGAGGAUACAUUCUGGAGGAGGUCAAAGGGAUAUCGUAAAGUGGAAGGGGAUACCUGCAAAGGAGGUGAUGAGAAAUACUACGAGGCUGAUCAAGUGUCAUGUCCAGUUGCAGAGAGCACAGAGUUUAUUUUGUAUGCCGAACGCACAGAGAUUCACCGAUACUUCCUCAGCGAUGGCACCAAUGAACGACUGCCAAUUGACAACCUGCAACUAGCUACGGCCGUCGACUACGACGUCGACCAUGAUUGCUAUUACUAUGCAGAAGACACCUUCCAUGAAAUACAUAGAUUCUGUCCGGGACUAAUUGAAGACCAGGAUCGGAGCAUCGUCAGCGGCCAUCUUGAUAUGGUCGAAGGACUUGCCUUUGAUUGGCUUGCUGAUAAUCUUUACUGGGUGGACUCAGAAUCUGAUCACAUCGAGGUCGCACGCUAUGAUGGCCGCUUCAGACGCGUCCUUCCUAUAGAUGCUACGCUAGAUCAACCAAGAGCGAUUGCUCUGGACCCCAAGAGAGGAUACAUGUACUGGACUGACUGGGGGGAACAUCCCUACAUUGCCUCUGCUCACAUGGACGGCGAUAAUGUCACGAUGCUGAUCACUACAGGGGUCUACUGGCCGAACGGCUUGGCCAUCGAUGACCAAUCCAACCACAUCUUCUGGACCGACGCCCACUUUGACCGGAUCGAGUCGGCGUGGUUGGACGGCUCGCAUCGUGUAGUCUUACGCGACCAAGACACCCCGCAUCCUUUCUCCAUCGGCGUUUACAAGAACAAGAUAUACUGGGAUGACUGGUCACAGUUGAGUAUCCAGUCGGCCAAUAAGUAUAAUGGAGGUGACGUACAGACGGUGGUACGGAACAUGAGCAGUGCGAUGGAUCUUAAAAUCUUCCACAAUGCAUCGCAACAAGGUGUGAACCCGUGUUCUUCACACAACGGAGGCUGCACCCAUCUUUGUAUCGUGAAACCGGAUCCGGAAAACACUGAUGCGGUGACGAGGGUGUGUCUGUGUCCAGAUAACAUGAAGGUGGUGAUUACGCCUGAUGGGAGAGAGGAUUGCCAGUGUGAGGCGGGGGAGAAAUUGAAUGUGACGUCAGGAUAUUGUGUUACCCAGGGAGCUACUUGUGAGCCCGACCAGUUCCAGUGCUCCAACUCUGACCGAUGUAUUCCCAUCAUGUGGAAAUGUGAUCGUGAAAGUGACUGUACAGAUAAUUCAGAUGAACUCAAUUGUCCCUACUACACGUGUAAGGCAGGAGAGGAGUUUACCUGUAAGACCGGCUCCAGAUGUAUCCCAAACAAUUGGAUUUGCGAUCACUAUGACGACUGUGGCGAUGGUUCUGACGAAGAACACUGCGAAUGGGGUACAUGUGGUCCAGAUCAGUUCCAAUGUGAUAACAAGAGAUGUAUUCCAGAGAGCUAUGUAUGUGAUCUGGACAAUGACUGCUGGGAUAACUCAGAUGAAAGGGACUGUGAAAUUACAAAUAUACCGACGACGCGACCAGCUGGAUGCAGCGACAAUUACACCCAGUGUGAACCCGACGGUCGCUGCAUACCAUACACAUGGAUCUGCGAUGGCGACAACGAUUGCGGAAACAACUGGGAUGAACAAAACUGCAGCACAAGUAGCUGUAAUCAAUACCAGUUUACCUGUACAAAUGGUGGAUGUAUACCAUUUUACUGGAAGUGUGAUAACUACGAUGAUUGCGGUGACAAUAGUGAUGAGAUAGGUUGCCCAAGUACCACGAUGGCUCCGUGGACGACCUCAAACCCAUUUGAUUGUGAACCUGGCUAUUUCCAUUGCAUGGACGGAUCUGAGUGUAUACCUUACACCUGGAAGUGUGAUAAUUACCGGGAUUGCCCGGACGGCUCCGAUGAAUAUGAUUGUAUUUAUAACACCACUACCCCUCUCUACCCCGAUACGUGCGGUUGGGACAGCUUUGUGUGCAACAAUGGACAGUGUAUACCAAGAGAUUGGGAAUGCGAUAACUAUCAGGAUUGUUCAGAUAACAGCGAUGAGGAUCAUUGCGCAGCUACUACAAUGAUGCCAUUCACCACUGAUGAAACACCUCAAUGCGGGUUCUUGCGAGUUCCGUGUGGCCCAGGAGCCACGCCUCGCUGUGUCUGGCAGUGGCUCGUCUGCGACGGGGACAAUGAUUGUUCAGACGGGGAAGACGAGGCUCACUGUGCAAGUGCGAGGCCAACAACUACCAUUCCUGUACCGACUACAGUCGCCUACUGCUCACGAGGUUACUUCAAAUGUGACAACGGUCAGAAGUGCAUACCACGGUCAGAACGGUGCAAUGGGUAUUAUGACUGCUCUGAUCUCAGCGAUGAGAUGGGAUGUUCGACAACUGCUCCUACUGAACCACCAAAUAUAUGCGGCGUUGGUCAGAUCUUCUGUCAGUAUUUUGAGAAUUGUCUUGAUGGACUGAAGCAGUGCGACGGAAACGCAAACUGUUAUUUCGGUGACGAUGAAGUAGAUUGCAAUGGUACCUAUACAGUACAGCAAAUGGAUGUUGGAAUGGGACCCAACAUCACGUCUGCAACGGUACAAUACUCCCUUCCUCACGUACCAGCUCCGUUCCAAGUAUGGCUCUAUAAGAGGGAAGCUGAUCCCUUGGCUGAUCAAACGGGUCAUGACCUGCCAUUACCAAUCAUCCACAAGCUUCCGUUCCUGACCAGCGGAGGACGUCACUCACACACAUGGACUAAACUCAAAGCAGAGACAGACUAUGUAUUCACUGCCUCAAUUUACGUCGAUAGUACAGAGUUCAACAAACUUCCCUUGAUCUCGUACAGGACGCCAGCAGAUGCCAGGGUUAUUCCAAUACCAAGCAACGUUGACGCCGUCCUGAAAGUUGAGCAGACUUUGUUGAUCGUCAAUGUUACGUGGAAUUACAACAUGCCUGGGGCUUUGUUUGAGGUAUUUUACCGUGCGGAACAGUCAGAUGUUGUUGUAUCAGCAGGUCUGACAAAGAAGAAGUAUUUGGAGAUAUACCGCCUCGAAGAAGACAAAAUGUAUUAUGUGACGGUAUCUGCUAUGGUCGAUGGAGUGACCGGGAAUCGCAGCUCAGAAGUUUCAGUUUUUGUUGGCAGAGGUACCAUAGAGCAUCCCCCAACCAACCUGUCCAUUAGCAAUGUGAAAAAAGACAGUAUGGACCUUAGGUGGACAAGACCUGAUGAAAAAUCGGAGAUACAAAUAAAUGGUUAUAUGGUGUAUGCUACAGUGAGCUCAGAUGAAUUACCGAGAAGGAACAUUAUCAAUUCCACCAAGACUAGUAUUACUGUUCCCAAUCUGUGUCCCGGUCUCCCGUACGUCUUCGAGGUCGGUGCUUACAACAAUCUAGGGCGGGGUUCCCUCUCUUCACCCAAGGAAGGCAAGACGAUUGGCACUCCAUACACCAAACCACAGAACCUGACUGCUACGGUCUUAUCAAAGACAUCCAUCAAACUACAAUGGCUUGAACCUACUAGCAAGCCAGACGGCAAAGUGGGUUAUGAUAUUGCAUAUGCCCCAGGAACUCCGACUGAUUUCAGCACCCAUACCAGUGCGCUCUCCUACACUGUUACUGGUUUGCAGUCUGAUGUAACGUAUCAGUUUGCCGUCAGACUGGCAGUCACGUGUGAGAACGCACCUUUUGACAUUGUACGGGCAAUCACACAGUACGACGAUACGUUACCGCCCAAAGACUUGAAAGUGCAGCAUAGUGACUUCCAGUCCAUUACUGUGCAAUGGACCUCACCGAGAGAUUUCAUGCCUCGUCCAAUCGAAUAUAUUUUAUUCUACUGGAACACAUCACAACCUACAAAUCGCCACAAUAUCACGGUCGAUGCUACAUCAGAUAACACCAUCUCUAAAGAGGUAUCUAACCUAGUUCCUGGAGCCAACUAUUCCUUUGAGGUGCAAGCCAAUGUCCAGUCUGCUCGUCGCAGUGGACAAGCAGCCGCAACUACUAAACUUCCUUCCGUGCCAACUGAAUUCCUUGCUAUCUCAGAGAACGGUAUAAUCCAUGUAUACUGGGGACCUGCUGAAAAUACCUGGAAUAAAUCAUUGGGCUUUGCUGUUCGUAUUCAGAGAAUGGCAGAUUUGUUCCCAGGCCAGGACGAUAUCUCCUUGAUACCACCUGAAGCUCGACAGAAAGUGGAGAACGAUGCCUCUCUUUGGACUAUUAUCGGAGGAAUACAGCCUUAUCAUUAUGAGUUCUCAGCAGAUCUUAAGCCUGAUCUCUACGCAGUAACCGUCAGUGUUGAUCAGUAUAUGGGAUACUACGGUGAAGUGGCUACAAUGCAGAAAGCAAGCCAAGGAAAGGGUGCUCCACCUCCGCAUGCCAUUUCUAAAAACCAAGCUCUCUACGCCGGCAUUGCUGUCGGGGUUGUGGUCAUUGUCCUCGUCGUCAUCGUGGUCUACUUCGCUGUCCGACAUCGUCGACUACAGCAGAGCUUCAUGUCCUUCGCCAACAGUCACUACGAUACCAGGUCAGGAACUGCCACGUUUGCCACGAGUGAAGACGACGAUGGUGGAGACUUAGAAUUAUUAGCUGAGCUUCAAGGUUCGGACGAAGAUCAGCCGAUGAUUCGCGGUUUCUCCGACGAUGUGCCUCUUGUUAUUGCCUAAAACCUUCAACAGAAAUAACUCUGAAAAGAGAUUUAAUCAGGAUUUAAUUGUUUGAUUGAGAUGAAGUCAUUUGUGUAGAGUGUACAGAGAAGGGUUUGUUUACACUGCCUAAAUAGUCAUAUCCUCCCUGGGUCCAGAGCACUGUGUUUGACAAAAAGAGACUGAGAAUAUUGCACAGUAUGAACACUCUAUUCUUCACCAUAUUGCCUGGUAAUGGAUUUCUUCAGGUCAAUGUUCACAGACAGAUUAUGAAAUGCUUAUUGGUAGAAAUAUACUAUAAAUAAAGUACAUAAAACAUUUAACAUUACUGCGAUUCUAAUGAUGCACAAUUGAAAAUGAACAAAAGGGGUGCACAAUUGAAAAUGAACAAAAGGGCACUGUUUGCCACAAAUUGAAACAGAAAGAGAUAUAGUGCAAUUCGCUCAAGAAAUGUGGCUAAUUAGACAGUGUAUUUCAAGCUAAAAUAUUUUUCCUUCUUUUCUUUUGGAACACAGAUAUAUAUAUAUAUUUCUUGAUGAUUUUUUAAAGAUGAUGAAUCAGUACAUUCCUAAUUGAUUUAGUAAAAUAAAAGAUAAUUGUGAUUUUGUAUUGCUUUUUGCAGAUUUUCUUGUAUUGUUUUUUUUUGUCUUUUAACAAAUUCAUGUUAAUGUACUGAUUCCUGUGGUACUAGCAAAGAUCUUGAUGUUCUAUUUUUAGCCAAAUUUAAAAUAAAUGGAGCAAGUUGAGUACAUGUGAGUACUAUUGCAUAACAUAAAGUACUGGUUUAAGUAAUGUUCAGAAUCUUAAUUGAUUGUUACAAGUCGUGGUACUUAUUGAACUAUGGAAUAUCUCCUUAUGAUCGGGAAGAGAAAUGUGCUUUGUAUACAUAAAGGUCGUCAAAAAUAAUCAAACUUUUUCUUUUUUUCUGACCAUGCAUUUAUUCCAUGGGUCAUUGCAAUCCUUUUAAGCUUGAAUUGUACUGCAAAAGAAUGUAGAUCAAUAAUAAUUGUUUAUUGAUUUGUGUGAUUUAAUGUGAUUAAAAACAAGGCAUCAAUUCUAGCAUUAUUGAGCUAGUAAGAUAUAAACA
Lytechinus variegatus (green sea urchin) is the source of this 7800-nucleotide messenger RNA. Its product is annotated as sortilin-related receptor-like. Gene Ontology annotation, molecular function: protein binding. The transcript is spliced from 46 exons. The record is from RefSeq and is a predicted model, not a curated record. NCBI's taxonomy places the organism in Eukaryota, Metazoa, Echinodermata, Echinoidea, Temnopleuroida, Toxopneustidae. The coding region runs from base 12 to 6734 and encodes 2240 amino acids. Gene Ontology annotation, cellular component: Golgi apparatus; membrane. Gene Ontology annotation, biological process: post-Golgi vesicle-mediated transport.